Oryzias latipes (Japanese medaka) is the source of this 1270-nucleotide messenger RNA. It is a transcript of the gene ttc9c, whose product is annotated as tetratricopeptide repeat domain 9C. Gene Ontology annotation, biological process: protein folding; negative regulation of apoptotic process. Lineage: Eukaryota; Metazoa; Chordata; Actinopteri; Beloniformes; Adrianichthyidae. The record is from RefSeq and is a predicted model, not a curated record. Gene Ontology annotation, cellular component: endomembrane system; mitochondrial envelope; membrane. Gene Ontology annotation, molecular function: protein binding; protein folding chaperone.
CACGCAAAUCUGCAGUGAGUGUCUGCAGAGCAGGGGGCAAGAAGAAAAAAGAGGAGUAGCAUUCUAUGCUAGCAGCGCUGACAGAGGAAAGCUGUCACCCUUUGGUUCAUGUUUACGUUCCUAACAUAAGGUGUAAUAAUAAUCACCAGGACAUCCUUUCUUAACUGGUAACUCAGGCAUGGAGGCUUCAGCAACAGGCUGUGGUUUGGACGGACAGGGGGCGACAGCAGCAGAAUCCAGUCUUCCUGGAUUCAGGAGGUCUUCCAUUAAGCCGGACUGUGCUUUGCUGGAAGAGGCAGCUCAACUGAAAGCAGAAGGAAAUGCUUUCUACAAAGGCAAAAACAUUCGCUCAGCCAUUGGUCGUUACCACCGGGCUCUGUUGAUACUCCGAAGCCUGGACCCUGAGGUGAUGACAUCCGUGAGAGGGUUUGGACCUGAAAAACCGGCUCUGGCGCCGGAACUGGAGGCUUUAUUGAGAAGCAUACAAGUGGACUGCUACAACAACUUAGCUGCGUGUUUGCUGCAAAGACAGAAAGUCGACUACGCCCGAGUGCUGGAGUACAGUCUGCGAGUGCUGCACUGGCAACCAGGCAACAUCAAGGCGCUCUACAGGGCAGGCGUAGCCACACUAGAGAUGGGAGACGCACAGGCAGCCAAACAGUACCUCACCCAGGCUUGCACAGAGCAGCCUCAUGAUGCCAACGUGCGCAAGCAUCUGCAGAGGGCAGAAGAGAGGCUAAAUCGGGAGCUUCAAAAAGAGAAAGCCUUGUACCGAGGCAUGUUUGCCUCCAUCCAGAAGGACAGCAGCACCGAAGAAGAAAUUAACCAAACCAACUGAGCGAACAACAGUUUACAGGGAGAGGAAAAAAGCUGCUCAGUGCCAAACAAAGCCUGAACUCAAAGUGAGACUUCACACCGUCAAGACGAAUGAUCCAGUAGACUAUCAAUUUUUUGAGUUCUAAUAUACAGAUGAAUGUUUGUGCAGAAUACUCUACAAGAGUCCCUCAGACCCUAAAUAUGCUGAAGCUGAAAAUAGAAAGUCGAGGAUGAUUGGUUUCCUAGCAACGUGAAAAUGAGCGAUAGUCCAGUAAUCCAUGCCUGUGAAAGCUAAGGAGACUCUUUAUAUGCAAAUCAAAUGCCUCCAUGACUGCAGUUAUCAGCUCAGUGACGUGAAUGUGACAUCUGUGUGGUCCAAAGGAAAAUACUUUGGAUUCAAUUCCAGUUUGUUUUUCACCAAAUGAAAAGAAAAUAAAUGACAUUUUUUGACACG